AUUUAUUUAUGUUUUAAUUUACUUACAUUAUUAGGUCGGAUAAUUAAUUAUGAUAAUUAAUUUUCGCAAUACUUUUUCUCUAUAAAUUAAAAGACAAAACUUUUUUCUAUUAUUUUAAAAGUUAUUUGACCGGAUAUAGAGUUGGAGGACAUGUUGAUUUGUCAUGAAUGAGGCGAUUUUUGUCCAAAUCCUCAAAAAAGUGUUUUGUUAAUUUUGUUUGGAUAAAAUUUUUACCAAAAUUAACAGUAAAACCAGUUUCAACGUGUUGUGAAACGUGACAUUAAAAUAAUGUGUGGUAUAUGUUUACGUCGAUAAGUCUGAAAGAGGGAAUUUAUUUUUUAAGGACCACUACUCAUAUUUGAUGCCCCGCUCCCGGGACGAUAUGCAAGUAAACGUGGCGGGCCUAAGGAGAAAUAUUAAAAACCUCGCGCACAACUACUCAGAUGCCCAGGUCAAAGUGCGCGAGGCAACUUCAAAUGACCCAUGGGGCCCUUCCAGCACUCUCAUGGCGGAGAUCGCCGACCUCACGUACAACGUCAUGGCGUUCACGGAGAUCAUGCAGAUGAUCUGGAAGCGCCUCAACGACCACGGCAAGAACUGGCGGCACGUGUACAAGGCGCUGGUGCUAAUGGAGUACUUGAUAAAGACUGGCAGCGAGAAGGUGGCCAUGCAGUGCAAGGAGAACAUAUUCGCUAUUCACACGCUCAAGGAUUUUCAGUAUAUGGAGGAGGGAAAGGACCAAGGAUUAAAUGUUCGAGAGAAAGCGAAACAACUAGUGAACCUGUUGAAAGAUGAGGAGCGGCUAAAGAACGAGCGAGCGCGGGCGCUUAAAGCGAAACAGCGCUUUGCGCAGAGUGCCAGCGCUUUCGGCAGCGACGGCGCUUUGGACACGCCGACCAGCCCUACCUACCCCGCGCUAAACAGUGAGCCAGCGGAAUGGACGGGGGGUCGCGAGGCGGAACUCGCACGACCUUUGACCGCGGGAGAAGAGGAGUUGCAGCUACAACUGGCGCUUGCUAUGUCGAGAGAAGAGGCAGAGAGAGAAGAGAGACGCAGGAGAUCCGACGACGUACGGCUGCAGCUCGCUAUCAGCCAAUCGCAGAACGACUUCCAAACCGAUGAUCUACGUCCGCAGUUGUCAAUCAGUCAAUCGCAAUAUGGCCUCCAAGCAACUCCAUCAGACAAGAAGUCAGAUCAACAGUCCCACCUGCUGGACCUGUUGGACGUGAACCUGGGACCCCCGGCGCACCCCCCGCCACCCGGGCCCGCGGCGCCCCUCGACCCUUGGGGGCUACCUUCACCCCCUGCGCACGCGCCGGUCGCGAGGAAACAGUCCUUCCAAUUGGAGUUUGCUCCUCCCACAGUGGACCCUAUGGAGACGUCACCAGACGCGUGGUCGUCAGUGGCGAGCCCGGUGAAGGACCCGUGGGCGCCCGCCGCGCUGCCCACCGCCUCGGGGCUGGGCGGCGCGGGUCCCGCCGACCCGUGGGCGCCGCUAGCACAGGUAGCUAAUGGUAAAUCGGCCGUGUCGCCCGUGUCGCCGGCGUCGCUGCUGUCGUCGCCGUCGUCGGAGCUAGAGCAGUUCGACGCGCUGUCGCAGAGGCGACACGUUGCGCCCGACCACGCGGACUCGGCGCCCGACCCCUUCGACCUUUCCUUAUUAGAUAGUAGCCUGGCCCCUAAAUCAUCGGCGUCCCCAGCGGGUGGGGUAAAGAAGUCCCCAUCAGCAUUCUUGGGGGAAAACUCGUCCCUUGUGAACUUGGAGCGGUUACUACAACCUUCUGGUCCGGAGCCCACAGCACCCAACCCCUUCACGAACGACCAGAGACAGUUGUUUGCGCCGCCACCGCCGGCAAAACUAUCAAUUAACGAAAUAAAACAACAGCAAAUGGGGCUCAACCCAGGGCUGGCGUACCCCUCGCCCACGCCGGGCUUCAGCGCGCCGCCCGCGGGCAUGGCGCCCACGAUGCCCACGGGCCUGGGCGCUGCGGCCGCCGACCCGUGGGCGCCCGCGCGCGCCGCGUCGCCGUGGUCGCCGCCCGCCACCCGACACACGCCCAACCCCUUCCUCUCCUAGCCACAGAUGCGCCGUGACCCGGCGUGACGCCGCCUCGCCCGCGUCGCCACAUCGCUGUAACUACACUCACCAUGUCUCUAGACCGAACUCUAAACACGCAUCCUUCAGUUGCUAAACUCACACUACAGUGAAAAGAUAGAACGUUCGUUCACGCAUGCUCAGUCUAUCUUUUCUAACAAGUCUAUGCCUAGAACAAAAUGCGAAUAUUAUUUCAGCUCUGAUUUGUUAAAAAUAAGGAAAUAAACUGCUUAUAAGAGAAUAGUGCUAAUUCUGUUGUACGCAAUCUCUAAACUAAACAAUGACAAAUCUGAAUUUAUUGCUGUUCCUUUUUUAAUGUUCUCUGCGAAAAAGGAUAGCACUAAAAGGCAUACCCAUUUAGUCUAAUUUAGAGAUUGUAUACAACAAAAGUAGCCACAAUUUUGUAUUAAUUAAAUGCAUUCUUUAUAUUAAAGUAAAUAAAACUUAAAUAUUUAUGUAUUUUGACAAGAUUAUCUCUAAUCGAUGUUUUGCUUUAAUCGAUUUUCAUUCGUUUCAAUAUUUCGAGUUGUGUAUCGAUAUGCGUGGAUAUAAGGAAAAACUAUAAUGUGGUGAUAGGUUAAAAUUUAAGGUAAGGUACAUAGAGAGAGUAGACGCUGUAACUAAAUACCUAAUGUAAAUGAACGUUUUAUACGCUGGUACGAUUUAGGGCCAUUAAGCACUAGUCAUACAGCAUUCCAUGCUCAGCUUUGUUUAACAUACAGUGACAAGUUUUUUUUUAAUAAGUAUUUUUAUAAACAAAACUAAAAUGACAAGUUCAAAUGUGUUGCUAUUCCUUUCUAAUAUUCACUGCGGAAAAGAAUAACACUAGAUUUAGUUUGUCAAUUAAGUUCAGUUUUGAAAUUUUAGUAUAACAGAAUUAACCACGUCUUCCUUGAGCCUAUAAAUUGUAUCACGUGGCAGGCAAAACCUAGAUCAAAUUAAAAGAAUGUAGCCCCAGCAUGGAUUGUUGUGUGACUAGUGUUUUAUUUGCUAUAGCAUCAAAACGGAAACACCUGUCACAAAAGUUUUCUGUCAAAAUUGACAGUUUUUGUGUGAAGAAAUAUUAUGUCAAAUUUGACAUCACGAAUAUUUCACCCCAGUUAGUUCGUGUGCGUUCAGAACUUAAGUGAAAUUAAAAAUUAAAUGAAAUUUUUUUUAAUGUUUCUAAGUUUUUACUUUGCUUUUAUUGUUGCUUUUAAUUUAUUCUAUUUGACGUAUAUAAAAAAGGAUUUGACUGUUUUACUAUCUUUUUUUAUCGUUUAUGACAAAAUGAAUUUGAUCUUAAAAACGAUUUCCUUUAAACUAUCAGUCCGAACCGAUGUUAGCCCUAAUGAUACGAGUUGCCUUACAUGAAAUAAAGUUUAUUUUAUUCCAUGAUAAUAUUACUACACGACUGCCCAAAAAAGAGUUAUGUUUUUUAGGGUUCAUGUAUGUAUGUAUGUAUGUAUGUAUGUUAGUUUUUGUUCCACCAUAACUUCUAUAGGUCUGUACAGAUUUGGAUGUAUGGGGUAUUAAUUAUUAUUUAAUUGUAUUCACUCUACCGCUGUACAUAGGUCUCUUGUAAGCAGUUCCACACGCAACAGCCUUGCGCUGCCUUUAUAUCCAGCGGCUUUUUUCAACUCGUUUGAUAUCAUUCGUCCACCUAGGAGGGGGUCUUCCAACGCUGCGCUUUCUACUGCAAGGUCACUUUUCUAGCACCUUGGAACCCCUACGUCUGUCGAUUUUACGAAUUAUGUGCCCUGCCCAUUGCCCACUUCAGCAUCGCAAUCCGUUGAGGUAUGUCGGUUACUCUAUUUAUUAUUUAUAUUCACAUAGAUUGUUAAAAAUAAAUAAAUCCAAAAUGUUUCACUAUUUCUGAACGCACAUAUUUGUGGUAGAAUAGCAUAGACAACGUAGAACAAUGUAUUAGUAUUGCGUUACAUCGACCCCUUGGCACAUCCCUAUCGUCUAUUUAUAACACCAAUAAUUGUCUAUGUACUAAUGUUAGUUCACGCGAUAGGGUUGCCCCUGGGGGUCGAGCUAAUCGGCUGUUUAAGGAAUUAAAUAGAUUAUACUCAAACACUUUCGCGAUGCAAUUAUUU
Molecule: messenger RNA, 4176 nt
Organism: Maniola jurtina (meadow brown)
Lineage: Eukaryota; Metazoa; Arthropoda; Insecta; Lepidoptera; Nymphalidae
Gene: lqf
Product: epsin-1
Exons: 13
Coding region: 362-2077 (571 amino acids)
Biological process (GO): endocytosis
Cellular component (GO): clathrin vesicle coat; plasma membrane; endosome
Molecular function (GO): phospholipid binding; clathrin binding
Source: RefSeq, a predicted model, not a curated record